Leucoraja erinaceus (little skate) is the source of this 3590-nucleotide messenger RNA. Its product is annotated as protocadherin-10-like. NCBI's taxonomy places the organism in Eukaryota, Metazoa, Chordata, Chondrichthyes, Rajiformes, Rajidae. The record is from RefSeq and is a predicted model, not a curated record. Gene Ontology annotation, cellular component: plasma membrane. Gene Ontology annotation, biological process: homophilic cell-cell adhesion. Gene Ontology annotation, molecular function: calcium ion binding.
AUCAAUUGAAUUUGAUUCAGUGAACUGUUUCUAUUUGUCUACGAUUAUAAAUAAAAUGCAUGUAAAUAUUGAUCGAACAGGCCAGCUUUAAGAACAGUUGUUGCAGUUAUUUGGGCGGAACACUUUGUGUCGCUGUCUACCAAUAAGACGUCGAGUCGCUUUGAGUGAUCUACCCCUUCCUUUCGGCAGGGAGACGCAGGAGAGUCGAAGAGAGACAUGGCUGUGUAAACGUCUAAGAUCGAGAACAUGUUCUGAAUAACACUCUGGUUGCGCUUUAGUGUGUCGCCGCAUUGGGAUUUAUUUGAACAUUCGACUUAUUUGACUCGGAGCACAGAAUAAUCUUGCUGAUUGGUACAAUCUUUAUUAAUUAUAAAACAAAUUUCAUCCUAGAACAAUGGCGACUGCAGCCAGCGACGCGGUGCAUUUUAUCUCUCUGCUCAUUCUGUCGGGCCAUGUUGCGGGACGAAUUCGCUACUCUAUUCAAGAGGAGCUGGAGCAAGGGGCAUUUGUUGGUAAUAUCGCCGAGGAUUUAAACAUUGGGAUUUCGGAAUUGUGGACAAGAAGGUUUCGUCUGAUUUCCGAUGAUACGAAAAAAUAUCUGUCUCUAAACCUGGAAAAUGGGAUUUUAUUUGUCAGUGAGCGAAUUGACAGGGAACAGGUUUGUGGCGAACACUCUCUUUGUUCCCUUGCCUACAAAAUAUCGCUGGAUAAUCCUCCGGAAAUGCACAGUGUUGCCGUGGAAAUAAUUGAUGUAAAUGACAAUCCACCUCGCUUUUCUAAAGGCGAAUUUUCUUUACGGAUUAGUGAAGUACUUGCACCAGGAGCGCGCUUCCCACUUGAGAGCGCGCACGAUCCGGAUGUGGGCACAAACACUAUCAGCACUUACCAGAUUAGUACAAAUGAAUACUUUGAUCUCAAAUUGCAGAAAAGAAGUAAUGGAGACGUAAUCGCCGAAUUAUCAUUGGAAAAAUCGCUGGACCGUGAAGAACAGCCCACAUUUUAUCUUGUACUAACGGCCAUUGAUGGUGGGAUUCCCCAGAGAACUGGUACUGCUCAAAUUAUCAUCACUGUUGUGGAUGCGAAUGAUAAUGCUCCUGUAUUUGACCAUGAAUUAUACAGAGCUAACAUACGAGAAAACACUCCCAAGGGUACGUUAGUGACGAAGGUGAGUGCUGCUGAUUUAGACGAAGGUACAAAUGGUGAUUUCGUGUAUUCUUUCACCAGCCACACGUCACCAUCGACUCGAGAAUUGUUCAACUUAGAUCCUGUAACUGGAGAGAUCAGAGUUGAAGAAGUAUUAGAUUUUGAAAAGGCACAUAUUUAUGAACUUGGUGUAGAAGCUACGGAUAAAGGCCCAUACGCACUAGUAGGGCAUACCAAGGUUAUGGUUCGAUUAAUUGAUAUGAAUGAUAAUGCACCCGAGAUAGAGGUAGUGUCCUCAUCCAAUACGGUUCCUGAAGAUGCGCAAAUUGGAACAAUGUUAGCCGAAAUCAGCGUAAGUGAUCCUGAUUCUGGCGAAAACGGGCAAGUGCAGUGCGGUGUUGAUAAAAACCUACCAUUUAAACUUCAAAAGAUUUCAAGCAACAAUUAUAAUUUGGUGACGAGUGAUGCUUUGGAUCGAGAAACGGUCUCAGUUUAUAACAUUUCAAUUUCCUCGUGGGACCGAGGUUCUCCUCCCCUUUCAGCAAGUAAGCAUAUACUAAUCACCGUUUCCGACGUAAAUGAUAAUGCACCGAGGUUUACCCAAUCCACAUACAACGUGUUCAUAAUGGAGAAUAACAGACCUGGUGCUUCCAUAUUUGCUGUUACUGCAUUAGAUGCAGAUUUGGAUCUGAAUGGCAUGUUAACGUAUUCGAUGGUGGAUAGCAGGAUACAAGAUGUUUCAGCAACGCAUAUUGUUACAAUUAACUCUAAGAGUGGAAAUGUUUUCGCAGUGCGUCCUUUUGACUACGAAAACCUAAAGCAAUUCAGGAUCAAAGUUAAAGCUGAAGAUGCUGGAUUCCCCAAGCUGAGCAGCACAGGCAUUGUAAAUGUUAUUAUUUUAGAUCAAAAUGACAAUGCACCAGUGAUUGAUUCACCUUUAAUGUGGAACAAUACAGCUUCAUUGGAGAUUGCUCGUCAAUCGUUAUAUCCAGGAUACUUGGUCACUAAGAUAAUCGCAAGUGACGCGGAUUCAGGGCAGAACAUGCGCCUUUCCUUCCAAAUUUUGGAGGCCACCGACAAAAGCCUAUUCAAUAUUGGGCCACACUCUGGGGAAAUUAAGACUGUGAGAAAUUUGAAGAUUGAAGACGCCACCAAUCAAAGGAUGGUAAUUCACGUCAUGGACAACGGACAGCCGCGCCUCUCCAGCACAAUCACCAUCAUUGUAUCAGUUUUGGCGAAUAUUACUGAAAAAAUGUCCUCAGAAUUGCACCAACAUAGGAAUGUUAGUCAAUUUUCCGGGCCGAAUGUUUAUUUAAUCAUAAUUUUUGGAUCAACUUCCGUUAUCUUCCUGGCAAUCAUAAUUUUGCUGCUUCUACUAAAAUGCAAGCAAAACAGGACUAACAACGUGGAUGAGACCAGAUGCUGCUUUCCCUGCAGCAAGUGGCACUCGACUGAUGCCUUUAAUCGGAGAGCGGUUCUUCAUGAAGGGUUGCGUUAUAGUGGAGCUGCUCCAACUCUUCCCUUAUCUGGAACUUGUCACUACGCAGUUGGACUGUCUUCUGAAUCUUCUAAAUGUGAUUUCUUAUUCCUAAAACCUACCUUGAAUUCCAAUUACAUGAAUACUCGUAGUACCAUCGGAAGAGAAUGACAUACAUCAUGGUUUGUAUUGCGAGUGUGAUAGGAAAUGUAUGUAUCCUGCGAUUCUAACCAAGCUUCACCGAUUCAAAUAAUAUGACAGAAAUACUUUCUAUAUAACAUAAUGACAAUGAUGAAUCUUUGUUGUACUUCGGUUUACCCAUUAGCCUCAGUAGAAAAAAGGUUUUGUUCCAUAAAUACGUGAUUUGUCGUUCUAAUCAACGCUUUGUUGAAGUUUGUUUAUAGUUUGAAAACACCACGAACAACCAUAAAUAAGAGAGUUUGUAGUAGGAAAGAACUGCUGAUGCUGGUUUAAAUGGAAGGUAGACGCAAAAUGCUGGAGCAACUCAGCGGACAGGCAUCAUUUCUGCAGAGAAUGAAUGGGUGACGUUUCGGGUCGAGACUCUUCUUCCGACUGAUGUCAGUGCUUCAGAUUUGUAGUUUUAAGCUAAUUAAUGUCCGUUUUUAAAGAGUGCACUUUCAUCUGGUCGGACUUUGCACACAUAAAUUUGACAUGCAAAUGGAUGAAUACAUGAAUUCCACUGUGGCAUUUAGUGUAGGUAAUGCAAAUAUUUUAUUUAAUGUCCUGAUGAUUAUGGAUGCCUUAACCAACAUAGCAAAUGAAUGCAGAGUAUGAAUAGGUAAGGAAAUGCAAACAUUUAAAUCGUCGUUUUGACAAGCAUCACUCGAGAACACUUUCAAAUUGUUUUUCAACAAUAACAAAGGGGUGAAUCUACAUUGAAGACAGCAUUGUAAUAUAAAAUAAUAAAUUUAAUAAUCCUAACCAAUGAGGGAAAUGGAGUGUGUCAGGG